AUGGAGAAGGCGGUUCAAGUGUGCGUUAAAUCUACCAAAACGUGGAAGAAAAACACCGAAACGCAAACAGUGAUUUCAUCUUUAGAAGUGAAAAGCGUGGGUACACAGUGUGGGGGAGAAAAGCAUGACAGUUACAAUCGUGAGGAAAAGUUGAAACACUGGACGUAUGAUCUUUUAAGAGACGAAGUUCUCAGAAGCAAAGAGGAAAUCAUACAAUGGUGUAUGGAUGAAGGACUAAUUGCAAAAAGUCGACUCUGCUGUCACUGUGACCUUCCAAUGAAACUUGUAAAAUGCGAGGACCGCUCUGAUAAAUACAAAUGGGAAUGCCGUAAAAGCGUGAAUGGCAAGAGGCACAAGGUCGAGAUAUCAAUUCGGAAAGGCAGCUGGUUUGAAAAAAGCAACAUGACCCUUGAAGAAGUGUUGAAGUUUACUUAUUGGUGGUGCCGUGAUGUGAGACAAGAGGAAAUACGACAUGAGUUGAAUAUUGCCGCUCAUACAGCAGUUGACUGGGAUAGCUUUUGUCGAGAAACGUGCGAAGUUGGCUUAUGGAACGCGAACAUCCAAUUGGCGGUCCUGGCAAGAUUGUGCAGAUUGACGAAAGCAAAUUUGGGAAGAGAAAGUAUCAUCGUGGACAUCGUGUGGAAG
Paramuricea clavata is the source of this 645-nucleotide messenger RNA. The record is from the annotation of a GenBank genome assembly. NCBI's taxonomy places the organism in Eukaryota, Metazoa, Cnidaria, Anthozoa, Malacalcyonacea, Plexauridae.